Messenger RNA from Seriola dumerili (greater amberjack), 5374 nucleotides. RefSeq names its product guanine nucleotide exchange factor DBS-like (gene mcf2la). The coding region runs from base 167 to 3487 and encodes 1106 amino acids. The record is from RefSeq and is a predicted model, not a curated record. Gene Ontology annotation, biological process: positive regulation of Rho protein signal transduction; intracellular signal transduction. Gene Ontology annotation, cellular component: extrinsic component of membrane; cytoplasm. Gene Ontology annotation, molecular function: guanyl-nucleotide exchange factor activity; protein binding. The transcript is spliced from 30 exons. Lineage: Eukaryota; Metazoa; Chordata; Actinopteri; Carangiformes; Carangidae.
UCCUCGGCUGUGGCGGAAUGGACUGCCUGAACUUUCACCGUGAUGUCCUCUGACAGAAUAUGUGGCCGUGUGUGAAUGUGUUGUAACUGUGUGUGUGUGUGUGUGUUUUGUGUGUGCGUGUGUGCAUGUGUAAGAGGGAGGCAUACAUGUACCCGCAUGCCCCACAAUGGCUCUGAACCGAGUGUCUCAACUCUGCCACGAUAUCACCAGGCUGUGGCUGCAGCUGAAGAUGAUGACAGAUGACAUCCUGCAGAGGGAGGAUGGUCCUCUGUGUGCAGCAGAAAUUGGCUCUGAACUCCAGAAACAGUUUGCCAUCCUGCCAGGGGGCCGCGGGAUGGACGGCAACCCCAUCAUCGUCUUCCCUGAAUUCCCAGCUUUCAACGAGCUAGAGGAGGAGGAGGUCCAAAAUGUCCUCAGCUACCUCACCAGCGUCCCCAGUGUUGCAGCAUCAGGAGUGGGAUUCAUCCUGGUCAUCGACAGACGACUGGACCGAUGGGCUGCCGUCAGGGCUACCCUGCUCCGCAUCGCAGGCUCAUUUCCAGGGAACUUGCACUUGGUUCUGGUGUUGCGUCCCACUACUUUGUUCCAGCGGACUCUGUCAGACUUCCUGUUCAAGUACAACAGGGAUGAGUUCAAAAUGAAGGUGGUGAUGCUGAGUUCGGUGACUGAGCUCCAUGCUUAUAUCGACCCAGGACAACUGACCACAGAGCUGGGAGGCACACAGGAAUACUGCCAUGACAGCUGGAUCUCACACCGCACUGCAAUCGAGGCCUUCGCUCUCAUGGUGAAGACCACGGCUCAGACUCUGCAGGCGUUUGGCACUGAGCUCGCAGAGACAGAGUUACCCAAUGACGCCGAGGCCACCACCAACCUGCUGCACACGCACACACUGAAGAAGGAUAAAAUGAAGGAGGACCUGCAGGUGGCGCUGUCUCAAGGAGGACACCUGUUGGACUGUAUCAAAGAGCCUCUACAGACAGACCCCGAAUACAACAUGACCCACGAUGAACUGGACAACUUAGCUACUGUACAGAGACUCCUGGGUCAGCUGGACGAAACGGAGACGGCGUUCGAUGACUUCUGGGAGCGUCACUGCACUAAGCUGGAACAGUGUUUGCAGCUGCGCCAUUUUGAACAGCACUUCCGUGAAGUGCGCGCCCUGCUUGAUGUGACGUCAGAGAGGCUGUCGGGUUUCUCUGAGGUCAGCGUAAGCCCCGCCCAUGCUGAGCACGUCCUCCGAGAGCUCGGCAGCCAUGAGGACAGAGCCUGUGAUGUACUGGACCGUGCCUUGUCCCUGGCCUGUGAAGGCGACAGGCUGAUAGAAAACUCGCACUAUGCCGAGGACUCCAUCAGGCUGAAGUGCAGCGAGCUGAGGGGAGUGUGUGAGGAGAUCAGCUCCACACUGAGGAGCAAGAAGAACCUCCUACUCAGGGCGAUGGAGCUCCACCACGCUCUGGAGAAGGCAUCGCGGUGGUGUGAGGACGGCAUCUUCCUGUUGGCCAGCCAGCCUGUGGACCGCUGUCAGUCUCAGGACGGAGCUGAAGCAGCUCUGCAGGAACUGGAGCGGUACCUGGACACAGCACCGCUCCACACCCUCACUGACCGCAGCGCCAUCUGCUGCCAGUACGAGGCGGUGCUCACUACUCAGCUCAGGGACCAGGUGGAGAGAGUUUUCCAGAAGCAAAGCUCAGUCCAGGAGAUGUUCGAGAAGAGACGCGUCAGCUUGAAGAAACUCGCCGCCAAGCAGACCAGACCAGUCCAACCAGUAGCACCAAGACCUGAAGUGAAGUCUCCACAAUCCUCUCCCAAUCAACAGAGGAAAGAGAGGAGAUACUCUGCAGAUAACGCCAUCUGCAAGAAGGUGGAGUCUCCCAUACACAACGGCGGCACCAGACACGCUUCUCUCUCAGAAGAAGAAGAAAACCUGGCAGUGCUUCGGCGUCACGUGAUGAACGAACUGCUGGAGACGGAGAGAGCGUAUGUGGAGGAGCUGCUGUGUGUGCUGGAGGGCUAUGCAGCAGAGAUGGACAACCCCGCCAUGGCUCACCUCAUCCCCAGCACCCUGCUCAGCAAGAAAGACGUCCUGUUUGGAAACAUGUCGGAAAUCCACCAGUUUCAUAAGAGGACGUUUCUAAAGGAGCUGGAAGCGUACACUGACUGCCCAGAACUGGUGGGCCGCUGCUUUUUAGAACGGAUGAAGGACCUGCAGAUCUACGAGGCUUACUGCCAGAAUAAACCUCGCUCUGAGAGCUUGUGGAGACAGUGCUCCGACUGUGCCUUCUUCCAGGAGUGCCAGAAGAAACUGGAACAUAAACUUGGUUUGGACUCCUACCUCCUUAAACCUGUCCAGAGAAUCACCAAGUACCAGCUACUGCUUAAGGAGUUGUUGAAGUACAGUAAAGGCUGUGACGGCUGCGAUGACCUACAGGAAGCUCUCUCCUCUAUUCUGGGGAUCCUUAAAGCUGUUAAUGACUCCAUGCACCUCAUCGCCAUCACAGGAUACGAGGGUAACCUGUCAGAGCUGGGCCGCCUGCUGAUGCAAGGCUCCUUCAGCGUGUGGACGGAGCAUAAAAAAGGUCACGCCAAGGUCAAGGACCUGGCCCGGUUCAAGCCAAUGCAGAGGCACCUGUUCCUGCACGAGAAGGCCCUGCUCUUCUGUAAGAGGAGGGAGGAGAACGGCGAGGGCUACGAGAAAGCGCCAUCGUACAGCUUCAAACACUCGCUCAGUAUGAGCGCAGUGGGAAUAACAGAGAAUGCUAAAGGAGACAACAAGAAGUUUGAGAUUUGGUGCAACUCCAGAGAAGAAGUGUUUAUAGUCCAGGCUCCAACACCAGAGAUUAAAACAGCGUGGGUGAAUGAGAUCCGUAAAGUCCUGACACAACAGCUCAAAGCCUGCAGAGAUGCCAGUCAGCAGAAGAACUUGGACUCUGUUUCCCUGAGUCCCACCAGCAACAACAGCUCCAUCUCACUCAGUCCCUUCCGUAGCAGCGGUCAGAAGAGCCAGAAGAAGCAGGAUGAGAAGAAGGCCGAGCCAGGCCCGACCCCCGACGCCAACUCCUCUUCCUCGCCGAAACACAAAGGCUGGAGCAAGGCGUCUCUCUCCGCGGACGCCUCAGAGGAGAAUGACGGCUACUCCAGCGGCGAGGACCCCAUGAACUCUGACCCUGAGGAUGACGUAGGAAAGAAGCUGGCUCCAGGAAAGUAUACCGUGGUAGCAGACUGCGAGAAGGCGGGACCUCAGGAACUGUCUGUCAAGAGUGGAGACGUGGUCCAGCUAAUCAGAGAAGGAGAGGAUGGACAGUGGUUUGUGAGGAACCUCCGCAGCUGUAAGGAGGGUUGGGUGGCAGCGGCGAACCUCCUCAGCCUCAUCUCAGAGUCUAAAUCAUCCCAGUCACUCAGCAGCUCAGAUGGCAGCGUCUCUGGGAACCUCAGCACUUCUUCAAGCUGCAGUGAGACCUACACCAGCUUUUCUGACAUCAAACCCUGACCCCCCCCACCUCGCCCCAUCCCUCCACCUACAACCAUUCCCAGGUGGAGUUACAAAAAACCUGAAGCCGACUCUUGACAGGAGAACAGAAUCUCAGUGUCCUUUUUUAUAUCACACAGACGCACCUCACAGUUUGUCGGAUCCGACCAAAAACCAGUAUUUACAGUCACCUGUUCCUAUCUGCAAAUGAAAUACAGCCUAUUUCCACUGGGUAGUGUUAUUCCCUCAUUUGAAUUAUUUUCUUUUUACCUUCAAAAACAUCCAUAUUUUGCUAGAAUCCUUCAUUCCAGAGGCAGAAAACUCAGAUAAAAUGAAAAGAUCAGGGAAAAAUGGUUCCUCAACAGACAUGUUAAGGCAUGUGAUCAAUCAACUCCUGUCAGGCCUUGUGAUUAUGUAGCAUGGAAGUAGACGCAUCUAAUUAUCUGCACUAAAUACAAGGUGUCGGCAGCUUUCCAAAGCCGCUGGUGUCAAACUCGUGUAACCCCUUCAAGUCGACGACAUAACUGCAUCGCUAUAGAUUCUUUGUGUGAAACAUCCGCAGGUACCAUCAGCCCUGGCAUUUCACAUAACACGUCGACUUUAGUGUCAGACAUUUAAUUGUACACUGUGAAAACUGGCAGCUGGCUGCAACAGGAGAAAAAGAAAAAGAAGAAGAAAAAAAAAAGCUUUCAGUGCAUCUUGGAGCAUCACUGAGCAGGUUCAGGGCAAGUCACUGGAAGUCUUGUAAACUUUCUUUUACUUUGUACGUGGGAUGCAUUCAGGGUGUUAAAUCCCUGUAGUAUCAAAGCAGAAUGCUGUAUUCAUCCCACAUUUUCUAAUUAAGAGCUUCCCUUCACCCUUGCUUUAUGGUAUUAAUUACAAUUUAAGCGACACAAACGCACCGCUAGGUGAAUGUCACCAACAGCCCUACCUGGUGGUCACGUGUCUUGCACUUCUCCAACAAAGCGAGCGGCAGCUUGAAGCAACUUUUUUUCUUUUCUUUUUUUUUUUGAUAAGAGGGAUUGUCUAACUCGCCUCUGAACUGCUCUGGAUUUACCUCUCAGGAAGCCCAAGAAGUUGCGUGGGCAGGCAGGUGCGACUGCAUACCUGCUUGUGUCGACUUAAUGUCUGUGUGUGUGUGUGUGUGUGUGUGUGUCUGUAUGUGUGUGUGUCUGUAUGUGUGUGUGCAUUGUUGCGUGUUGUUGGGCGCAAAUCCAACAUGCUUAUGUCGCAAACCCUCAGAAAGGCUGUUAAACCACAAAUACCAGUUGAAACAGAUUUAUACACAAGGAAUUACAGCAUUGUUUACGCUGUAAUGUGGUGAUAAUAGUGGGAUCAGUGUUAUGCAUUCACCUGCUGGGGUUUUUUUCUUUUCUUUUUUUUUUUUUAAAGUGGUCCAAGGCUCCCACAAACGCAGAUGCACAUAGAUCUGAGUAUUCUGUGCACAUACAGUAACGGUGUAUUGUGUUUUUGUGUCAGGGCCACUCUGCUCACCUGUCUGCGGGCUGCAGCAAAACCAGGCUUUGUCCUCUUCCUCUGCUCCCAGCCCCACUGAGGCAUGUGACACUAGCCGCUUCUCAGCUAGCAGGGCUAACCAGGGCCCAGACCUGCUCAACAUGUUUGCACCGACAGCAAUAUCUGUUUACCUGACACCGCAAUGUAGCUGGGUUAUGGUAGUAGUGGAGUCACAAGGUGCAAAAAAAAAAAAAAAAAAAGUCUGACUAUCGGUGUGAAUUGCACAGCAGGGGUGGUGACAUAGCUGAGCCCUGAUUGGCCCUGAUUGGUCUGGUUUCACAAUGGAAAGGAGGAUGUUGAUACAGGUUGAUAGCACAACCAGCUGCUAUGACACACCUCUUCACACACACACACACACACACACACACACACACACACACACACACACACACA